CUCCUCCAGGGCUUCGCGUGCGUUUUCUUCUCUGCGACUCUGCUCUAUGCGUUUCUUCUCGCCUCCCACAGACCACAGUCCAUCCCACUCCCUCGCCACAGCCACUCGCCAGUCCACCACGGCGCUACCGGUCCACCGCCUCCCACUGCAUCGCUACCGCCUGUCCGCCUCUGCCUGACUGCAUCGGCCCUCGACAGUCGCCUCGAGUCCUCGACACCAGCCACCGCCCACCAGCCAAACACGCCUGUUAUAUUUCCUCUUCCGCCUUCAGUUCACACUUCACAGGAAUCACAAAUUCACAGGGAAUGAUAGCUUCGUUUCUUCCCCCCUCUUCAACCUUCACUCCGAUGGCGUCACCAGCAGAACUGCAAAAAUGACGCAGCGCCAGAAACGACAUCGCAGUCCGUGAGCCAUUCCGGAGUGUCGAAGCCGGAAACGACGUCGCAGACUGUCACCGGCGUUGCAGCCAGAAACGACGUCACAAUCCGCAGUCCGUCCAGUCCGCCGGUGUCGAGCAUCUCAGUCGCAGACUCGCAGUCCGUUCACACUCCACAGCCAGAUUGAAAGGAGAAGACUGAAGAGAAAUGCAUUUUCCUUUCGUUUUUGAUGGGAAAUAGGGAGUUUUGGUCGGUUUUGUGAUUUGAAUUAGGAAGGACUGAAAUCGGAAAGAAGACGAUAAGUGCAUGAAAUUUGGCAACAAUGAUAGUCCUAGGCCAAUACUGUCAGUGGGUUUAAAGUGGUAUGACAAGUAUUGGUAAUUUUCGCUUUCUGAACUAUACCGUGAGACCGUCCUCGGGUUGAUUGAUUUCAUCUUCUUCGUCAAGACAAAUGGAUGCACAAGAGUGGAAAGAUGCUUUCGGCUUUAUUUGCAGUGUGGAAUUCUGGAGGAUGGGCGUGUUAUGGACACUCUCACUCAUCUACUCCUACUUGCAAUUGUUUCGGCAAACCCUUUUCUCCAUCAAAUCCAAAACCUAUUCUCCUCGCUGCUCUCCCUCAUCCAUAGCCACAAAAAGGCCAAUCUGCAUAGUCACUGGCGCCACAUCUGGUUUGGGUGCAGCAGCUGCGUGUGCUCUUUCAAGAGAGGGAUAUUAUGUUGUUCUUGUUGGAAGAUCAGUGGACCUGUUAUCAAAGAUUGCAUCUGAUAUUAAAGAACAAAGUGGAGAUGCUUGUGUUAAAGCUUUCCAGGUUGAUUUAUCAUCUUUCAAGUCAAUCUGGAACUUUAAGAGGGAAUUUCAGCAUUGGCUAUCAGAUAUGAAUAUGCAUUGUUCAGUUCAACUUCUAAUAAAUAAUGCUGGAAUCCUGGCAACGAGGAGGAGGGUAACUACAGAAGGAUGUGAUAAGAUUAUGGCAACUAAUUAUGUUGGUGCCUUUUGUUUAACUAAAAUUCUUCUGCCGCUACUCCAGAACAGUCCUAUUCCUUCUCGUGUUGUUAAUGUCACAUCAUUCACACAUCGGAAUGUAUCUAGCAUGAAGAUCAACAAAGAAACCAUUUCUGGGAAGUGUUUUUCUGGAUCAAGAAUUUAUCCUUUUGCUCAUGUAUAUGAGUAUUCUAAAUUGUGCCUACUUCUUUUCUCUUAUGAGCUUCAUCGGCAAGUUAAACUAGUGGAGCAAUCCAGUCAAGUCUCUGUGAUUGCUGUGGAUCCUGGAGCAGUGAAAACAAAUAUUAUGCGAGAACUUCCUAAAUGCAUCUCUCAGCUGGCUUUUUUCACUUUGAGGCUUUUGGGGCUUCUGCAGUCAUCUGAAGAAGGGGUCUGUUCCAUUCUUGAUGCUGCAUUUGCACCUCCAGAAAUAUCAGGGGUUUAUUUCUUUGGAGGAAAUGGUAGAACACUCAAAUCUUCUCCCCUUUCUUACAAUUCAAAACUUGCCAAGGACCUCUGGGAAGCUUCCUCUGACCUUUUCAUAGAACUGCAACUGGCCUCUGGACAUACAACUUGAACCAAGAUACACAUCAUGUUGAGAAAUCGGGGGGAGUAUCGACAUCUUGACCCCCAUCUCUACAAUAACUCACCUUGAUAGUUAGGGAGGGCCAUAGAUAUUCUGUGUAUACCCUUGGACAGCAUAUUUUAUCUGAUGAAUUUUAAGUUUUAUGAACCCUAGAUGAUCAUAGUUCUCAAACACUCAAACUUGGUACUCUGGAAAAUAUAAUAGACUGAUAAAAUUCUAUGUGCCAUAGCAAAGUGUCUCCUUGAAAA
Molecule: messenger RNA, 2192 nt
Organism: Ipomoea triloba (trilobed morning glory)
Lineage: Eukaryota; Viridiplantae; Streptophyta; Magnoliopsida; Solanales; Convolvulaceae
Product: dehydrogenase/reductase SDR family member on chromosome X-like
Exons: 11
Coding region: 829-1935 (368 amino acids)
Source: RefSeq, a predicted model, not a curated record